UGAUAUAUUUGUAUAGAGUUUUUCAUAUAAUUGAGUCUUCAACAAACCAAACAACAUGAGUGGAAAACUGACGGUCAAUAAAAUUACAAACUGUUCUGAUCUUACUAUCAAGAUGGACAAAGCCACAAUAGUUGGUAAUUAUUCGUCUCUUGAAAUCAAUGAUAUCAGCAACUCUUCUGGAACUACAAUUUCUAUGACAGAUAUGAAAGUCAUGACAUUUGAUCAGUACAAUCGAUCAAAGUUGGGUGAUGGGGCCCGCAGAGACGGAUAUCCACGAGGAGUGUCUCAACCACCUGGAAGUUUGGUUGUAAACAAGGUUCGGGAUUGUCAUGCAACAAACAUUAAUCAAGAUGGAAUGAGUAUUGAAGGUAAUUUUGAUGAUGUAAAACUGAACGACAUCUCCAGAUCUUCCAAAACAGAUAUUUCUAUGAAUAGAAUCAAAGUUGAUAUUGAAGAUUCAAGUUCUGAUGAAGAUCAAAGUCCCACUCCAGCUUGCCAUGCAACAGAUGAUAAACAACCAACCCGUGAGAUGGCAGACCCUAAUCAGGAAGAGGAAUUACCAAAACCAUCAACCUAUGAAUAUUACAAAGCACCAAAGUUUCAAUUCAGCAUAAAGUUAGGUGGUGGAGCUAACGUCACAUGCACAUUCUUGCAGAGGGAUCGUGUGAAAAGUAUCAAGAAAUUUAUCAGAGAAUUGCAACCUCGCUUUGGAGACAAGGAAUUCAGGCUACAGAUUGUUGGUGUUGAACCUCCAACAUUCGUAGACAAUGAUCCUGAACUGACACUGGAGAGAGCAAAUUUCAGAGAUAACCUCGAACUUCGUACAGUGAUGACUUCUCCUACAUCGGAUAAUUACUGAUUCAUCAACCACAUAUUCUGCAACGGUUUCAAUUUACUCUCUGAAAUUCAAUUUUUCUACUGUUCUUUGUUGAUAAGCUUAAAGCUUCGUUUCUAUCAUGUUAUUAAGCUAUUUUUAUUACUAUUGUAUUGUAAAUAUUUUAUGUAUACUGAUUCUUCAGCCACUGAUAUAAGUCAAACCCGAUUUUUUUACAUUAGUGAAAAGUUAAGAAUGUCACAUAUCCUGCCAUACUAUCACUAAUCAAAUUCGCUGGAAACGUUCCUUUUAAGGACAUUCUGCACUAAAGUUAAUAUAAGCAUAUGGUCACAGAAGUCCUAUUAAAAUUCUUGGUUUAUGUUGGGUGCCUGGCUCUCAACGUUUGGCUAACCUAUAUAAAAAUAUAUUGAAUUUUGCUCUUUUCAGUCUUGUGUGAACUGUGUAGUAACGCUUCAUUACAUUUUUCUUGGUGGAAAUGUUUUUUGAUGCCUAUUAUAAUUUCUCUCUGGUUUUGAAAGCGAAUUUGGUGAUUUUGCAUUUGCUCAUUUUACUAGAUGUGAUAAUAAUUUUUUUUAUUAUCUGAUGUAUUUCCUGCAUUUAAUUAUAGAUUAUAAAUAAAAGUAGUAACUUGUUAAUAUCUGUG
This is a messenger RNA of Styela clava, 1478 nucleotides long. RefSeq lists its product as uncharacterized. The record is from RefSeq and is a predicted model, not a curated record. NCBI's taxonomy places the organism in Eukaryota, Metazoa, Chordata, Ascidiacea, Stolidobranchia, Styelidae.